Molecule: messenger RNA, 2288 nt
Organism: Zymoseptoria tritici IPO323
Lineage: Eukaryota; Fungi; Ascomycota; Dothideomycetes; Mycosphaerellales; Mycosphaerellaceae
Exons: 6
Coding region: 1-1011 (336 amino acids)
Molecular function (GO): 2-oxoglutarate-dependent dioxygenase activity
Source: RefSeq, a predicted model, not a curated record
AUGGAUUCGGCAUCCACGGACGAUCCGAUCGCGACGCUAAUAGAGACGUAUCAUGAGCUGAACUCUAGCAUCGUGCAAGAGCUCUCUGACGAGCCAUCUCCUCUGGAGUUUAUGCGAUACGUCGCGAGGAAUCGACCAUUUGUCGUUAGAAACGCUGCGAGAGAUUGGCCGGCAGUGAGAAAGUGGGACACGAAAUACCUACGUCGUGUUCUGCACAGACAGGAUGUCCGCGUUGCCGUGACACCUAAAGGGAACGCAGACGCCGUGGUGAGCGACCAGGAUAUCGGACUACUGUUCGCAGAACCACAUGAGAUCGUAGAGCCUUUCGAAGACUUUCUCGCUUAUGUUCAAGAAGACUCUUCUUCUUCUGACACAACGAUGAACGUCAAAUAUGCCCAGCCUCAAAAUGACUCUCUCCGCACGGAGUACUCCUCCCUCUUCGCCGACGUGCCGCCGGCGAUAUCCUUCGCUACGAUCGCCCUCGAACAAGAUCCCGAUGCCGUCAAUUUCUGGCUAGGAAACUCGCGCUCAACCACAUCGAUACACAAGGACAACUACGAAAACAUAUACGUCCAAAUUAGAGGUCAAAAACACUUUACGCUCUUACCACCCAUCGAGAUGCCGUGCGUGAACGAAACUCCGCUUCCAUUUGGACGGUUUCAUCCCUCUCCGGAGAAUGGAGGGAAGCUCGAGGCACGGAUCAAUGCUGACGAUGAUGAGCUUCGGCCUGUACCGAUAUGGGAUCCGGAUGAACCUGAUGUGCGGUCGACGCGGUACUCGAAGUUAUCUCGUCCGCUGAGGGUGACCUUGAAUGAAGGAGAUAUGAUGUACUUGCCGGCGCUCUGGUAUCAUAAAGUCGGACAAGGGAACGGCGAGGAGGGUUUUGCUUGUUCUGUGAACUACUGGUACGACAUGGAAUUUGGAGGAGGGUUCUGGGCGAGCAAUGCUUUCGUGAGGGAUGUCAAAAGAUGCAAUUCAUCAUCCGAGUCGGACGAGGAGGAAGAAUUUUGAGGCCGUAAUGUUUGAAGCAUGCCGACUCCUUUCGCCGGACUCGGUGUCCGGCCAAAGCCCAGAGUGUGAUGACUCUUCCUGCGGUGAUGCGGCACGGGCGGUGGCUCCAAUCUAGUCGGCGAAGGAGCGCGGGAAGACGCCAGACUCGAAGCGACCAGUGCAUUAGCAAGCUGGUCGCCGGUAGUAAGAGGCGUCAUCCGGCGAGGAUAUGCUUGGUUAUAUUGAGCUUGCACGCUUCGAGCUGAUUGAAUGGUGCUGCUCCGAGACAGUGGUCUGAUUGGCAUGGCUUGGGAGACUGUGUUGCGCAUUGGAGAAACAGAAGCAAGGCGUCGUUUCGUCUCACGAAAAGCAUCCACAUCAUCUCGCGGCGUUGCCAAAGACAUGUUGUGAUUACCUCGCGCAGUUUUUGCUGGCGAAGCUUUUCGGGGACUACUGGGGUUCAAACUCUCGGAGGCAGAAGCAAAGGAGUCGUUUGAAGAUUCACCGCCGUUGCCAGCAUGUAUGUCACUUGAUCUCUUGUCCAAGGCCGCCUGUGAUGUGUGCUGUCCAUGCUGUUUCGCUUGCUCUACUUCCAAUCUGAUCAUUGAUGUGAUGCCCGACCUGACUGGCUUUGGACUUUCGAUAGGAAUCUCCCGUGGAGCGGAUACCGAAAUCGGACUUGGCCUUUUAACUGUCGGAGAGAGAGCAAGCCUCUGACGGCGCUCGAAGAGGUCGACGAGAGCAUUGGUCGGAGGGAUGGAGGUGUCAUCUGUGGGCUUGUUGGUAUAGUCUUCAAUGGUCGACCUGGAACUGGCGGACAAUCGCCGUGGCUUUGGAGCAAUGGCGGGUUUCUGUUGCGAGGUCGCAGGCUGAGCACGCGAGGCCGCUAGAGCAGCAGCCUGCUGUGAAGGGGAUUUGUGUCGCGUUAUGGGUCCCUGAUGAGGUGCCGAGAGACUCGAUCCACUCGACAGGUCCAACAUUGUACGAUCUCGUCCCAUGCCACUACUCGCACUUCCACCUGGCGAGCGCGAAGGUGGACGGCGUGAUGUCGAUGCGUUGUCCUUGGUAGCCACCGAUGCGGCAGCUAGGGCUCCUCCAUCGCCUGGACUUCGACGUAUUACAUUGGUGGAGACUCGUUGCAGAGGUGCUGGGCGACCAAAGGCGGUAGUCGCUCCCAAGAAGGCAUUGUUGCUGGCCUGCGAGGCUAUCGUGUCAACGCUGGCGAUGGACGAUGUUCGCGAUGACGGAGAAUGUUGCGGGCCCGGCAUGGGCGCAUAGUCUGGUGCUGCGAGGUUGUC